Messenger RNA from Fonsecaea erecta, 669 nucleotides. RefSeq lists its product as hypothetical. Gene Ontology annotation, cellular component: cytoplasm. The transcript has 2 exons. Bases 1 to 669 code for a protein of 222 amino acids. NCBI's taxonomy places the organism in Eukaryota, Fungi, Ascomycota, Eurotiomycetes, Chaetothyriales, Herpotrichiellaceae. Gene Ontology annotation, molecular function: glutathione binding; glutathione transferase activity. The record is from RefSeq and is a predicted model, not a curated record.
AUGCCGGCUUUCACUCUAUAUGGCUCUCUUGGGUCAACCAACACCGAUCGUGUCCGCCUGACCCUCGCCGAAGGCGGCUUCACAGAUUACGAACUCGUGUCCCUCGACCUUCGCAAAGGGGAGCACAAGUCCCCAGAGCACCAAAGUCGUCACCCAUGGGGUAAAAUCCCUGUAAUAGUCUCCGCCGACGGAUUCACUCUCUACGAGAGUCGUGCAAUCUGCAAAUAUCUCGCAACGAAGUACUCGUUUCCACUUGUUCCUCCAGCCUCCGACAUCGAAGCUGCAGCACUGUUCGACCAGGCACAGUGCAUCGAGAUGACGUACUUUGCAGAGCCAGCAGGGAAAAUCGCAUUCGAGAAGUUUGCCAAAAAAUUCAUAGGGCUGCCCCCGGAUGAAGCGGCAGUCUCGGCUGCACUGCGAUCGGUCGACAUGUUUUUCGACGUUGCAGAAUGUCUCUUACAGGACAAGGAUUAUAUGGCUGGAAAUGACUUCACGAUCAUUGAUAUCUACUAUAUUCCGCUGAUUCAAAGAUUGUUCGUAUGUGGGUACGGAGAUGUCAUCACUAGCCGCAAGGCUGUGAGUGCUUGGUGGGACCGUUGCCUCAAUCGACCAGCCAUACAGACGAUGUUGGCUGCUGACAAGGAGGCUACGGCUGCUGCCAGCAAAUAG